Fusarium fujikuroi IMI 58289 is the source of this 2484-nucleotide messenger RNA. Its product is annotated as related to ariadne-2 protein. Gene Ontology annotation, biological process: protein linear polyubiquitination; proteasome-mediated ubiquitin-dependent protein catabolic process. Gene Ontology annotation, cellular component: ubiquitin ligase complex. The transcript is spliced from 2 exons. Gene Ontology annotation, molecular function: ubiquitin binding; ubiquitin-protein transferase activity; zinc ion binding. Bases 1 to 2484 code for a protein of 827 amino acids. NCBI's taxonomy places the organism in Eukaryota, Fungi, Ascomycota, Sordariomycetes, Hypocreales, Nectriaceae. The record is from RefSeq and is a predicted model, not a curated record.
AUGGGCAACACUUUCGAGCGUCCCACUGCCCCCGAACCUGAUGUUCCGUUGAAUCCGUUCUUGGCCGAGCGACUACACGAACAACUACGCCAACAACUAGACCAUGAGACUCAAACGAUAGCCAACGCAUUUCGAGAACGAAACCGUCAGCGAAGGCACCCGGAGCAUCGCGACAGGCCGCCUUGUAGAUUCUUCGCGCAGGCUUCGUGCUUCCGCGGCGCAGCCUGUCCCUUUUCUCACGAUAUCCCUGUGACCCGGACUCGACGACCAGACCAUCGUAAAAGAGAACCUUGUCGGUUCUAUGCCCAGGGUAUAUGCUCUUACGGCCAAACCUGUCGCUUUUCUCAUGAAGGACCCCGACCUCUUCAAGAGACAUGUCGCUUCUUUGCCAAAGGUUUCUGUAAGAGAGGAGCUACUUGCAGAUAUGCUCACGAUACGCCCAACGCCGAGUGGUUGGAGGAAUCCGAGCAUGGUCUCGUUUCUGAACAGUGGACGCGCGAGAUCGGAGGCGCCUGGGUCGAAUUUGGAGCUGGAGCGGCUGUUACCAAUGUCACUCUUCUCUCGGACUUUUCCGCUAUUCAAAUGCGCCAUCUGCCCUCCAAGUCGUCCGCACGGUCGGUGCAAGAGCUGUUGGCGGAUGUAGGCAUCUGCGUAUCCAUAAGCGACAUCAACUUCAUCAAACUUGUGAAGAAUCGGAACGGAAUGGCAAUCAUCAAGGUCAAAGAUCCGGAAUUCGCAAAGUCGGCCUGCUGGAAACUUGGCACCUGUAUUCGAGCGCCUGACUUGGAAGUCACCCAAAUUCCUGUCCCAUUACCAGACGGAUCAUCAUUUGGCCUCGUCGACAGCAGAAACGUCCGCUGUUCAUGGCAUAGGCCGACCAAAAAGGCCACUCUUUCGUUCAGGAACCCAGCAGAAGCAUUUGAUGCGUAUUCCAAGUUCAAGAACCAGCAACUCAAAAUCGCUGGCCUGCCAGUCACAACCCAAAUGCCCGCCGCAGUGGAUGCCACGCAAAACGAUGGGCCAUGGCAGAUGGAGCUGGAAGGUUUGGUGGCCACCAUUCCCUCAGAGGAUAUCAUGAAGAUUUUUCCCUCGUCUGCAGGACCGUAUGAGAUUGAGAUGGGUGACUCAAGUUACGAUACGGACGCGGAAAUUGAUUCGACUAUGAUAAAAUCCUUACUAUAUGACAUAGGCGCCUUGGAACAAUGGGAAGUGUUUGGGAGCCCCACGGCAAGACGAGUCAAGGCACAGGCACGAUUUAUCGAGGAAUCCGAAGCGCUUGAUGCUGUCUCACAGUUGAACGAGACGUGGUUGCCAUUCAACUCAUCGGGAAAACUCUACGUUCAGCACGUUCACCUGGUAAAGUUCAGGGUUUCGAGUCGCGUCUACGGCGUUGUUGAAAAUAGCAUUAAGACGCUGCGAAAAGAAUGGGAACGGCAAUUUGUUUCUUUUUCAUCGGUUCUUGAGCGCGGCCACAGAGUCCUGAAGCUCGAGAGCCAAGAUCGCGAACUUUUUAUCCAAGCAAAAGAGGCCCUGGAACAGAUCAUUCACGGAACCACAAUGACGUUGAACGGCAAGAAUCUAUGGUCUCCCGAUUUCAAGGCCGAUAGGGGAGCUUACAGGAAGCUUCAAGAGAUUGAACGAGACCUUGGAGUCGUUAUCAUCCGCGACAUCAAAUCCUCGAAAUUUCGAGUUUUCGGGCCGGAGGACAAGUUCGUACCAGCAUGCGAAGCACUUGACCAGCUUUUGCAAGAACUGCAGCCUCGAUCAAAAGGAAAAAACAGUGAGCCAUCAAGGACGGAAAGGACCGCCGAAGGCGACUGUUCAGUCUGUUUCUGCAAAGCCGACCAAGCACUCGCAACUUCUUGUGGCCAUGUCUACUGCACGAUCUGCUUCUUGAAUAUGUGUCUGGUAGAAGCAUCGACGAUCGGCGAUUUCUCCAUAAAAUGCAUUGGAGACGAAGGAAACUGUAAGAAGGCCAUUCCGCUAUAUGAGAUCCAAAAUCUGCUUCUUUCAGAGAUUUUCGAAAGUGUCUUUGAGGCUUCUUUUAUGUCUUUUAUGCGCCGACACCAAGACCAGUUGCGCUACUGUCCGACACCCGAAUGCACCCAGGUGUACCGCAUCGACCAGCCAGAAAUGAGCGUCCCGCCAAUCUUUACUUGCGCUAAAUGCAUGACGGCAACCUGUACGAGCUGCCAUGUCUCGCACCCGAGAAAGACAUGCGCACAAUACAAGGGCAACGAGUCUGGCGGCAUGGCAGAGCUUCUCAAAGCAAAGGAAGAGCUAGGGUUCAAAGACUGUCCGAAGUGCAACACACACCUACAGAAGGAUGAAGGCUGUAAUCAUAUUAAUUGCACGGCCUGUGGGACGCACAUUUGCUGGCUCUGCUUGAAGACCUUUACAGACGGGGAUGACUGUUAUUCUCAUAUGGGUAGGAUACACGGGGGAAUUGGCGACGAAGGUGACGACGACGACAUCGAGUUUUAG